Messenger RNA from Castor canadensis (American beaver), 1713 nucleotides. It is a transcript of the gene Insyn2a, whose product is annotated as inhibitory synaptic factor 2A. Gene Ontology annotation, biological process: inhibitory postsynaptic potential. The record is from RefSeq and is a predicted model, not a curated record. Lineage: Eukaryota; Metazoa; Chordata; Mammalia; Rodentia; Castoridae. Gene Ontology annotation, cellular component: postsynaptic density.
AGCCUAAUUUGGUUGGAAGUCCGUGUGGCUGUGUUUGCGUGUAUUUCUGAACCACUGACGCCUCUUGUUGUCUCUGCAUUCAGGAACCAUGGUCAGCAAGGACUCCGGCAAAUGCAGCCUCACGACCCCCGAGCGCGAAGUGGAGCCAGCCGCCUGCCUGGCCCUGGAGAUGAAAUACGCCCUGGAUCCCAACCGGCAGAUUAAGAAGCGAAACAAAGCCCUGCAGGUGCGCUUUAAGGAUAUCUGUGAGGCCCAGAAUGAGCAGAGGGACACACAGCUGUCCUCAGGACCAGUGGGUGAGAAGCGGGAGGUCAAGCCUGUGUCCUGCAGGGCAGCCUACCGCAAGUACAUGACAGUGCCUGCGCGCCGCUCCAUCCCCAACGUCACCAAGAGCACAGGGGUGCAGACCUCACCGGACCUUCGCAAGUGUUACCAGACAUUCCCGCUGGACCGCAAGAAAGGGAAUCUCAAAAGCAUCCCAGGUGUGGAUCCCUACAAAAGCCAAAACAAUGGGUUUCUAACAGAUAUGAAAGAGAAGGGUGAGGCUGGACCCACGGAAGACCCCCGACCUUGUGGCGCUGGGCGGGUUCACAAGACCACCGCCUUGGUUUUCCAUUCCGAUGAGCAUGUGAAUGCAGUGGAGCAGCCUUCUGGGGUCAACUGUGCAGAACCCUGCAAAACCCCCGACAUGCUCGGCCACUCAGAAGCUCUGCUCCAGAACUCUGGGCCACCCUCCGAAGAGCCUGCUCACCAGCUACAGGGGAGAGUGAAGCCCGACAGGGGGACUCUGGACUCCGAGGAGCCCACUCCACCUGCCCAUGGGAGGGUGUUUAAAACAGAGGUUGCCACUGUAUACCUGCCUGCCAUCAGGGACAGCGCCCCUGAGCCUGGCUUGUCAAACUCUGCCGCAGCCAGCCAGUGGUCCCUCUGCCCUGCGGAGGAAGAGCAGAGGAGAGCUGCCCAUCUCAACGGGCUGCAGAGGCCCCCGGGCUCUGCUGUGGCCUGUUCGCCCCCAGUGCCGUGCCUGUCCCCUGAAUGUAGCGAACAGCCCCUGGAGACCCAGCCCAGUCCCUCAGCCAUGGCAGCAAGCAAAGAUUGCCAACAAAUUGUGCCUCACACGGAAGUGGUGGACCUCAAGGCCCAGCUUCAGGUGAUGGAGAACUUGAUCAGUUCAAGUCAGGAGACCAUCAAAGUGCUCUUGGGGGUCAUUCAGGAGCUGGAGAAAGGAGAGGCUCACCGGGAAGGGCUUUCAUAUCGGACGGGGCAAGACACAGCUAAUUGUGACACAUGCAGGAACAGUGCAUGUAUUAUCUAUAGUGUGGAGCUGGAUUUUAAGCAGCAGGAAGACAAACUCCAGCCUGUGCUGAAGAAACUGCAUCCUAUCGAGGAAACUCAGGUCGUACCUUCGCCUUACACUCAGGAGACUUACUCCUCAACGCCCAAGCAAAAAUCCAAAACUGAGUCCAAAAAGCACGGAAGAUGGAAACUCUGGUUCCUUUAAGACUCAUGGUGAUUGGAGUCUCAAGGCAGUCUUUAAAACCCACUGGAGUUAAGAGAAUCCCAAAACGAAUAGGAUCAAGGGAACCGUGGUGCCGACUCACACGCUCCCAGCUUCUCGCCCUGCGUACCAAAAAGGCCUUUGUACCAACAGAUAAUUAACAGAGCAAGGGAGUGAAUGUCACACCUUGCCAGCUGUUCUUUGCAGUCCACUGC